AUGAAACUGUUUUUGUUGGUAUUAAUCUGCACCUUGACGACUUUCGCGAGCGUGUGGACACCAUUCAAAAAGAAAAAUUCUUGCUCAAAAGGGGUCGACUUCUGCGAGGAGGCGAAGUGGAGUUUUGAGGGCGAAAUUGUCGCCUUUGCAGAUUACGACAACGACCAGGAAAUUGAAGUUUUUGUGGUGAAAGGUGGGAAAAUGAUUGACGUUGUUAAACACAAUUCUGACUCCGAAGAGAGGUUUAGUAAUAACAAAACGUUGCUCGCGAUGCAAGACACGGUAGUGAGUGUGACUCCAGGCGACUUCAUGUAUUUGGGACAAACGGAUUUGUUAGUUCAAACCAAGUCGGUCGAUGGUCUGAUCAAAGUACAUUUGUGUCCUAAUGUGGUGUCGACUCCUAUAACAUGCAAAGAAGUUAUUUCGAGUCAAACACAAGUUGCAGUAUACGACGUUAAUGGGGACAAUUACUUGGAUUUGAUUGGUACUGACGUUGAAAGUAAAGGCACUGUUGUGUGGCUUGGAGUAGACUCGUUAAGCAAAAACUUUGAGAAAACGACGAAAUACAACUUCCCGACAUAUGACUCUAAAUUUCCGAUUACUAUUGCAGACGUUAAUGGGGAUUGUAGAGGGGAUAUCAUGUUUGUCAAUAGCCAAAAUGUUGAGAUAUAUCUUGCAAGUUUUGAGAAUGAGGAAAUCAAGUAUGUGCACAACUCAGAGAAAGAUGUGAAACUUGAGAACAUGAAUUCCAUCUUUGUGACUGAUUUCAAUCGCGAUGGAAAUUUGGAUCUGGCAUGGACGACGACAAAGGGCGAAUUGAAAAUUGUCCCAAAUACACAACGCAAGAUUUGUAAGUCGUUUUUGAAGUCGGACAGCUCGUGCCGUUCACAGUCCCAAUUGUGUGAAAAAGAUGAUAAUUUCAAGUUCAAUACUAGCGAGGUGUUUACAUUUACUUUGAACAGUUCAUUGAGUUUCAAAGAGGUGGAUGGCCUCACACAAGUUGCUGUUGGUGAUUAUAACAAUGACGCGUAUCCGGAUUUCGUAGUAAUUGUGCAGGACAAUACAGCGCAAGCUAAAGAUGUCUUUGGACUACUUUUAAUGAACGAAGCUGGCAAAAAGAUAUCGAUUGAUGGUUCAGCAGAGAAUGUCUUCAGAAGUACCUCUUUGGGAGCAACAAACGCCGUCUUCUAUGACUGUGAGAAUCAAGGUAUUUUGAACGUAUUGUUCAACGUUGAGUCCUCUGAAAAUUCAAUGACAACACAGAAGGUGAAAAUUAUUAGUAACAACGAAGUUCCUGACGCACUCUUUGUGAAAAUAGCAGCACUCAAUGGAGUCAUUUUGAAGCACGACACCAAAGCAUAUGGCACUUCAUACUUUGGAGGGGUCUUUAAAUUGGCGUUGGCAGACACGAGUGGAGACAACGUUGGUAUUUCGUCGAUGCAAUUGACCCAGACGACUCACAAGAUCAUCCAAAUGCCAUUUGCGCACAUUGGCUUAGGUCGAAUUUCAAAUUACAUUCAAGUUGUUGAAUUUGGGACAAACAUGAAGUACACCGUCAACCACAAUCAGUGGCAGUCUAUCAUCCCUAACUCGCAGUUGGUCGUUAUCCCCGACCCUCCACAGAAAGCGGCGAAUUGGAAAAUCGAGUUAUACUUCUUGGAUUUGACACUGAUGUUUUGGAUUGCAAUCGCCAUGACCAUUGCAUUGGUGAUACUUGGAAUCAUCAUGCUUGCCCUUUUCAUCAGAGACAAAAGAAAAGAGGCCAACAGCCAUUUCUUGAAUAUGAAGUAA
Entamoeba invadens IP1 is the source of this 1791-nucleotide messenger RNA. RefSeq names its product T-cell immunomodulatory protein precursor, putative. Lineage: Eukaryota; Evosea; Mastigamoebida; Endamoebidae. Bases 1 to 1791 code for a protein of 596 amino acids. Gene Ontology annotation, cellular component: plasma membrane. The transcript has 2 exons. The record is from RefSeq and is a predicted model, not a curated record.